AUUUUUCUAUUUUGUACAUACAUUGUUUUGUAUAUACUGUAUAUGAUGACCUCGUUGGGCGGCGACAAAGCCCGGGGCACUCGGGACAAAGUGCUGCCUGCUGCCACCCACACAACUCAACCACAGAAACAGCUCCAGGUGAGGGAGACACAUACACACACACACACACAGUACAAUUCACUUGAUCAAUCAUACUUAGCAGGUCUUCAGGUGUUAAGGAAUUUCUUCAAAACAUUACUUCUCUUCCCUCCCUUCUCUCCUCUCUCUGUUCUUUUCCUCCUCCCCCACCUUCCUCUUUUCCUCCUCAUCCAUCCUUCCUCGCUCUACUUCCUCUUGUCUGCAGGCGACCGCAGAGCAGAUCCGGCUCGCCCAGAUGAUCUAUGACAAGAAUGAUGCUGAUUUUGAGGACAAAGUGAACCAGGUGAGUGGGCGGGCGUUGCAGAGGCCAUUAUGUCAGUGCUGAAUGCUGGCGUGUGUGUGUUGUGGUGUUUGUUUCCCAUUGAGGCCUGCAUGAUUCCACAUGAAUCAGCAGUAAUGAACACACUUGUGCUGUGCUCUCCUGUUAACUUUGGAAACCAUUCUAAGCCUGUGUGUGUAUAUUUGUGACUGCAUGUACUAUAAAAAUAGAGGGUCCGCACUCAUAUCAUUUUAUUUAAAAAAUAUAUAUAUAUUAUGCAAUUUGAAUUAAAUUGCACACCUCAAUUCUAAGAGUGCAGACCUUUUCUAAAACUUUCUGUGCAACUAGAAGUGUGACAAAUAUUUCCUUCUCUGACUGUAUGUACAGCUUGUGUGUGUCUAUGUUUCUAACAAGUCGUACAUCAGUGUAAAUAGGGUCCUUGUAUAUUUUGUCAUGUUUUAUUGUGGAUUCAAAUGAAGCACUCGUGUAUAUUUGUGUGUGUACGUCCACAGCUGAUGGAGGUGACGGGAAAGAACCAGGACGAGUGCAUGGUAGCGCUCCACGACUGCAAUGAGGAUGUCAACAGAGCCAUCAACUUCCUCCUUGAGAGCACCUCUGACACGGUAGGGCACAGGGGACUGACGCUAAUGCUACCUUUCAAUUUCCUUCAACCACUUUCCUUCCCUCUCUGGGUGAUGGGCAGCUAGUCGUAGCUAGCUUAGUUUUGCACAGUCGCCUCAACUUGUGCAAUAAGAAAGGCUCAUUUUAGUUUUCUGGUGGAAAACGAUGCGCUACGUUUUCAUAUGUUUUGUGCUCUAAUGAAUACGACCCCAAAGUAGAUGUCUCCCCCGAAACAUAACAGCUGCCUUCGUUUUCUGGUUUAUCCAGGGAUGCAAAGUAGUCACUUUUCGGCGAUAUUUGCCGUUUUGAUCUCAGAAUAAGUCAUCCACGUGAAUCGUGUAGAUCUGUAAAAAUACUUUUGGGGUUGGUGGUGGUGGGGGGGAAUUGGGUCUGAUGAAAAGUGAGCAGACUCAGUGUAUCACCCAUUGAGCUAUAAAAGUGAGGCGCGAACAGAUUUUCUCCCUGUGUGAUCACAAAAUAAUGGUAUGUUACUCACAUCUGAUCAGAGGCCGUCUGCCCUUUUUUAAGGUCCAUACUACUGGAAAGUGUCUGUUCCAGGUGCGUAGGAGUCAAAAUAAGAAUACUGGAAGGAAUAGAGACCUGCACACUGUCGAAAAAAGGAAUAGAUCCAAAACUGAGGCUUGAAUGCAAAAUUAAGAUGUUUAUUGAAACAUCAUGGUGUCCAAAGAAUAUAUCAUAGUACAAGAAAGUGCAUCAAUAAAAUGUGAAAACAAAACACGUUACUCAUAUCGAAAUUAAUGACCGAGCACAGAAUGCAUCCCUACGUGUCCUACAAAUAGAAUAUCAGAGUUCAGAGCGUGAUGUCAAAUCAGAAUGAGUUCUUCAUCCAAUAUCACGUGACCGCUGUAAAACCAGCUAUAUCCUACUCCCAGGAAAAAGUAAAAUUGAAUGUGUUGUAUUGAGUAGAGGUGUGAAUAUCAGGGACAGGUUUUUGUGCAGCACAAUUGCAGAACGUGUAGAAAAUGGGAACAGGAGUCGUCUGGGGAGGGGUGGGGCAGGCAAACUUGGUAUCGUGAUACUUGGCCUGGUAUCACAUCGUUAGUAAAAUGUUGGUAUUGUGACAACCCCACUCUGAAAAUUGGCACAUUUUCUACACAGAUCUUUUGUGUGUUUUGAGCAAAACAGUGUUUUUGAGACACAACUGCAAACUUCAAGGAGUAGGCCAUUCAAGGAGUUGGUCUGAUGGUGCCCUCUGUCAUCGGCCUCCCCACUUGCUUGCAGCAGCAAUAGAAAAGCUAAAUUUGCUGUAGGCAAUGAAUCGCUCAACGACCCUUGCCACAGUCCCUUCCAAUCAAGGCCAAGGGUGCCAUGCCAACGCUAUACACUAUAUAUACAAAAGUAUGUGGACACCCCUUCAAAUUAGUGGAUUUGGCUAUUUCAGCCACACCCGUUGCUGACAGGUGUAUAAAAUCGAGCACACAGCCAUGCACUCUCCAUAGACAAACAUUGGCAGUAGAAUGGCCUUACUGAAGAGCUCAGUGACUUUCAACGCCUGCCCUGCUAGAGCUGCCCCGGUCAACCGUAAGUGCUGUUAUUGUGAAGUGGAAAAGGCUAGGAGUGGUAGGCCACACAAGCUCACAGAACGGGGCCGCUGAAGCGUGUAGCGUGUAAAAAAUCGUCUGUUCUCGGUUGCAACACUCACUACUGAGUUCCACACUGCCUCUGGAAGCAACGUCAGCACAAUAACUGUUCGUCGGGAGCUUCAUGAAAUGGGUUUCAAUGGCCAAGCAGCCGCACACAAGCCUAAGAUCACCACGUGCAAUGCCAAGCGUUGGCUGGAGUGGUGUAAAGCUCAUCGCCAUUGGACUCUGGAGCAGUGGAAACGCGUUCUCUGGAGUGAUGAAUCUGGGUUUGGCGGAUGCCAGGAGAACGCUAGCUGCCUCAAUUCAUAGUGCCAACUGUAAAGUUUGGUGGAGGAGGAAUAAUGGUCUGUUGCUAGGCCAUGGUUCGGUUUAGGCCCCUUAGUUCCAGUGAAGGGAAAUCUUAAUGCUACAGCAUACAAUUACAUUCUAGAUGAUUCUGUGCUUCCAACUUUGUGGCAACAGUUUGGGGAAGGCCCUUUUCUCUUUCAGCAAGACAAUGCCCCCGUGCACAAAGCGAGGUCCAUACAGAAAUGGUUUGUCGAGAUCGGUGUGGAAGAACUUGACUGGCCUGCACAGAGCCCUGACCUCAACCCCAUCGAACACCUUUGGGAUGAAUUGGAACGCCGACUGCGAGCCAGGCCUAAUCGCCCAACAUCAGUGCCAGACCUCACUACUGCUCUUGUGGCUGAAUGGAAGCAAGUCCCUGCAGCAUUGUUCCAACAUCUAGUGGAAAGCCUUCCCAGAAGAGUGGAGGCUGUUAUAGCAGGAAAGGGGGGACCAACUCCAUAUUAAUAUCCAUGAUUUUGGAAUGAGAUGUAUGACGAGCAGGCGUCCACAUACUUUUGGUAAUGUAGUGUAUCUAUGAAAGGAAACUGUGAAAAGAGGGUCUUGUGCCAACUGAGCCAGAGGGACUUGUCCAGUAGCAUGUUGGGUGAUUGAAUAAAAACAUGCUGUUGUAUAACUGUUUUCUACUCUGAGGGCAAUAGAAAAAGUAUUAUAUCCUCUGAAUCUAGGAUGAACACUUGUCACUUGUUCUGUCAGCGCCUGAUUCAGUCGUAAAAUAAUCCAGCCAUUUCAGAGGAGGGAACAGCAGCAAAGAUGGCGAAAUGGGAGAGGUCUUUCACUCCACCACAGCCCAGCCAGUCCCCGUCCCCCCCAUAGUUACUCUCUUGUUGUUAUUUCUUGGAAGUCCUGAAAUAGAAAGCGGGCCAUUUUGCUCCUGAGUGUGAAACUCACUACUGUAAUCGUUCUGUGAUAUAAUCUGCUGCUGCGGUCAUGAAUCCUUUAUGAUGUCUCUCUUUGUCAGUGACAUUGUGACACUGCAGUAGGAGAUGUAUACAGGGUCGCAACCACAUGUACCGGUAUGCCGAUUCCAUAAAGAAAUUAUCUCACAUGGACUAUUUUGUACUUUGAAGUUCAUGGGAAAGAAAGAAGUUCAAGCAGUAAGUAAAAAAGUAUCUCUCUCUCGCUCUCUCUCUCUCUCUCUCUCAGACCUCGUGGGAGACAGUGGGGAAAAAGAAACCCCUAGCGAAGGACGGCCCGGCGGAGGGCAAGGAGAACCGGGAGAAGAGAGGAGGAGAGAGGGAGGGCAGCAGGGGCCGGGGAAGCAACCGGAGAGGCAGGGGUGCCAGCAACCGCAGCCGCCAGGGGGAGAGAGGUAGGGGGCCACGGAGUCUCUCAAAUUCUAUCCAUGUUAAUAAACGAGGCACUGUCACCUAAGCGCCAGGGUGAAUGAUAAGUCAGAAAGUCUGCAGCUCUCUAGGAUUUGAGUUGUUUAGUACAGUUCUACACCUUUCAAACCAAGACGUUUUCCCGCCAACUUUAACAUCCCAACAACUUUUUUCUGCCUUUUCUUUUAUAUCUGAAAGGUGUUGCCGGUAUCAAGGCCUAAACUUUUAUUUCCGCGAACCGAUCUAGUCAUGAUUGCGGUAAAGUUCUGCCUUCGGCUUAGUAUGAAAUGUAGCUGUAAUAUUGAGGUGGGAUUGGCACGCACUACGCUCUUAAGCUCUUGAUGGUUGCUAGGCAUCGCCCGUUACUACUCUCCUCUAAACUUUGCGAGGCAUGUCACUUCACCCAUUUCUUUGCAUAGCCCACCACAUGCACUGUUCUCUUAGUCACAACUGGAUGGAUCCAUAAAGAAUAACUGUGGGAAUAAAUAUUACAGAAUUACAAAAAAUAUGGGAAUAAAGUAGGCUAAUGCAAUUGAAGGCAUCAAAUUGUUGCUUACUGAAACUCCCAUUAUAAUACAUUUUGAAGCAAUAGCCUAAUGUGUGGUCAGCUAUUUGAGCACCAUUUCCCGCUGCUUUGAGACAAGCGUGGGGACUCGUCUUGAUAAAUCAAUCAAUGUCAGAUUUUUAUUUUCACUGAUUCGCUGUUUGGAUAUUGGUUAUGCUACAGUCAGGCUGUGGAAAUGUUAGCUAAAUUGAGGUAAGUGCUGCUCAUGAUAAUCUUGUCCAGUUGGCUCAUUUAUUAGCAAUGAUCAGAACAUUCUGUUAGCAUGUUAUGUAGCUUAACAAGUGGAUCAUUUUGCUCUUCACUUGCAGUCGUAGCCUAGGUCUACUCCCAACCAAAAGCCUGUGACUUGUCUUAAUCAAUCAAUGUGCUUUUGUUUAACUGACUCUCAGUCUGUAUAUUUGGUUAAUUAUCUGGCUGGGCAAAUAAGUGGAGGUGGUAUAACUCAUCUGUUCGUUUGCUCAUCUAUCACUGAUCAUAAACAUUUAGCAUGCAAUAAUGUAGCCUAAAUAAAGUUUAGGCCUAUUAUUUUGCUUGAUCGCGUAUCGGUAACUCCAAAAGCCGGCAGAGGUUGUGAAAUAUGACUCGCAUACUUUUGAAAUUGUAGAUUGAUGAUGAAGAUACUCUCAAUGUAAGACCCUACGCCUGCUCCCUACAAAGCGGAGUGCGGGUAGGAAAGGGAUGAAACGUGGAUCAAAAAAGAAUGGGCUUGCCUUGGGGAAUCUGUUUCAAGUAUCACUUUUCUUAUAUGGGGUUGCCCUGACGGAAGUUGUGUGGGAAAAUAUUUGUAUUUUAUUCUGUUAUAUUUCAUUAUAUUCUUAGCCUACUAUAAAAUGUGUGUUGACUAUGAUCAGGGUAAGUGGGUCUUGUCUGUUAAAAUAACUGUUGAUUUCAUGUGCAUGGCGUAGCCUAUAGGCUACACAGACCAGUAAUAUAAUUAAACUCAAAAUAUGCCAUUCUGUUCUUUUGAAAAUGUAAUAUUUCUUAGGACCUGCCUAAAACGCAUUAAUAAUGGAUUUCUUUGUGAUGGCGUAUAUUUAAUGGAUGUAUUAAAGUAGACAUCCACCCACAUCGCCACCGCCUUCUCCCAUUCCUGAACUUGGGAGAUAUAAAAGGUUUAUCCCGGCAAGAAUGUUUAAAAUGGGACUGUAUUAAUUGGGUUCUAUAAAACAUUGCCAGUUUUUGUUUUUAUUGCCAACAUACCAUAUAAUCUGUCUGGAAAGGGUAUUAGAGUCUGUGUGUUUAUUUCAUUGGCGAUACCUUGGAUUAGGGAACACUGCAUGGAGCAGUUACUAAGAAUAUAUUGGCAGCCUAUUUGUCACUAAGCCAUAAUUAGUCAUCAAUGCACUAUUUAGCAGAAUUGGUUAAAAGGCAACACAUAAUUUUACCCAGUUACUAAGUCCUGUCCCUUUCCCUUUCUCUCUCGCGGUCUCUUUCUGUCUCUCUCUCUUUCUCUCUGUGCAGUGCGGCCAGAGGAGAAUGGUGUGGAAGUGGGCCCUGUGGACAGAGGGUCAGAGCGAGGCCGCAGGGGGGGAAGAGGGGGUAGAGGUGAGUGUCAUUUAGUGGCACUUUCUCAUAUGUUCCAGUCAACACUCCCAGGUAACUUGUGGUAUCUUAACUACACACCAUUUCUUCGGUGCCAUGCUUGCUGUGUGUUGACCUAGUGUGUGUCUGUGUGUGUGCUUCAGUCGGAUCUGGAGGCAGAGGAAGGGGCAGGGUGCCAGCUGGAAGCAGGUUUUCAGCCCAGGGAAUGGGGUGAGUUAUGGAAUACCCACACCUACACACACAAACUCUUACACACACACACACACACACACACACACACACACAACUGUCCUUCUCUGGUUCCUCGUACACUGCUUUGUCUUAAAUCUACCCAACCCCCCCCCACAAGGACCUUUAACCCAGCAGACUACACCACAGAACAGGGAACAGGGACCACACAAGAUGACUCCUGGGAGUCAGGGGCCAACAACAGCACAGACGGGACAGGUGAGGCCUCAUGCACAGACCAGGACCAUGAAACACUGGGCUUUUCAAAAAGUAGUGUGCACACAUCCACCAGUUUCCCCAGGUGCAGAAUAGAAACAUCAUUACUGCAACGUUUUGAAUGUUGUCAAGAUGUGUUCAUUGUUUUCUUUUAAUGUUCAUUGUAGACUGGUGCUAGGGAAAUGUCCCUGGACUUGUAUUGACCUGUAUUCUCUAACCUCUAACCCCUCUAUGGUGUGCCCCCUGCAGUGGCCUGGAGGAGUACUCUGGAGGACUGGGCUGCUGAGGACUGGAGCGAGGAUGUGAGUCUGAGUACUGGGGAGUAGUUGCCAGGGGGUGGAAGGAGCUGUGAGUCUUAUGUUCACAUUUUGGAGAUUUAUCUUCAGAUGGAACAAAUACAAUAUACUAGUUCAUCGUACAGAGUUAGUUGUUUGUUAAAAAGGUUUAUGCUAGUUGAUAUGGAGCUUUCCUUGAAGUGGACAGUGUUAGAUCGGCCAUUUUGGAUGGUAAUUUAACAAAACCAUAGUUUGGCUUGCACCUCACAACUCUGCCUAUUGCAUUUGUCACCAACCCAGUAACCCUCUCUGUCUCCCCUCAGCUCUCUGAGACCAAAGUGUUCACUGCUUCAAGUGCACCUGCACCUCAGAACCACAUCACACCUGGGCAAAGGUAACUCCCUGCUCAACAUCCGCACAACCAACUAGGGCACAUUUCAACACUGAUUUUUGUGUUGUGUUUGUAUAUAGGACAAUACUAGUGCUCAGUGGUGCACAAAACAACAGUUUUACCUCUGCCAGGUUUAUUCCUUGGAGUGAUAUGUUUGGCCCAGCUCUAUACAUGCACAAUAUCCUGAAUGUAUGGAUCCUUCACCUGUAGACAGGGUUCUCAUAGUGGCUGUGAUGUGUAUCUCUAAAGCAGGUCCCCAUUCUGACUGUGUAUCAUAGAAAUAGUAUUAUGUUGUAAUAAUUGUAUGUGUUACUCCUGUAGUCUGAACCUGGCCUCUAUGCUGCAGAAGCCAGUGGGAGGAGGAGAGGCUCCCUCCUCUCAGAGCCUGGUCUUCACCAACUCCCACCAUCACCCCACCCACAACGGGUCAGCCAUCGGCACAGGCAGUACCAGCUACGCACAUGCCGCCCUGGUGAGCCAUACACUCGUUUCCUUUACAGUUUUCAGAAACAUAUUUCCCGUACUCGAUCGCUGUAUUUAGCUUGUAUUACCAUAGCGCACCAUUAAUUCUGAAAAUAUGUCUUAAACAAUUUACAAGCACCCCAAUCUAACUCUCUCUAUCUCUCUCGCUGCCUGCCAGUCGUCAGUGCUGGGGGCAGGUUUUGGGGACCUGGGUCAGUCUAAGAGGAGUCAGUCCAGUCCGGGGGCCCAGAUCUUGGAGCAGCUGAAGGGCCCAGGCCUGGGUCCUCUCCCUUCCUCCCAGGCAGCCCCCCCUCCCAGCACACAGGGGGCCAGCAGCACCUCUCUGGGGAGUAGACUCCCAGGGUUAGGAGUAGCACCCCCGGUCCUCCCUCCACCUUCCACUUCCAGCUGGGACAACAAGGCCCCUGAGCCCAGCACCACCACCUCCUCACUCACCUCCCACUUCAGCCGUGAGACACACACACUUGUUUUUCUAUCCUCGUGGGGACCUAAACAUUAUUUCCAUUCAGAUCCUAUUUUCCCUAACCCCUAAACCUAACCUUAACACCUAACCCUGAUUCUAACCCUGAUUGUAACCCUAACUCUCAUUGUAACCAUAAACCUAACCUCUAAGCUUAAAAUAGCAUUUGUCCUCAUGGGGACAUGGUAAAUGUUCCUUAGAGGGAGAAUCUUCCUUGUUUUACUAUCCUUGUGGGGACAUUUGGUGAUUUCACAUCCCCACGAGGAUAGAAGAACAAGACCACACACUCUAACACUUUUUAUCCGAUUUUGUUAGAGAUUUAUCAAAUUCACCUAUAAUUUCAAAUACCUGGCAUAUGGUUCAAAAAAUAAAUGACCAUGUGUCUUUAUGUGGUGUUUGUGUCAAUAUGCCUGGCUGAUCUGUAUUUGUGUGUGUGUGUUGGCCCUCCAGGGGAGUUUAGGCUGCAGCCUGAGCCAUCCCUGGUGCUGAGCCAUCUGGCCCAGAGACACAGCGCCCCCUCCCUGCCCCUGGUGUGCCAGUCCAGCCCCCCGCCAGCCCAAUCCCCAUCCCCCAGCCAGGGACCCCCCCUGGCCGCCAUCGGUGCCAAGCCUGCCCCCAGCGCAGGGCCGGACCCUCAGGGCAGCAGCUCGCUGCAGCAGCACCGCAUUCCGCAGCUAAAGGCUCAGAAACGAAGGAUACCUCCCACCUCCAAGGUAAGGAACCAUAGCCAAGUCUUUCCUCGAUUCCCUGUGUGAAGUCAAGGAAUUAAGGACAGGGUGAAUCAAGGAAAUACUUUUGAGAUUCACCCAGUGUGUAGGACAACCUUGGCUAUUAAGGCUCUUAGCCCAGUUCUAACACAUCUGAUUGAUCUAAUCAAGGUCUUGAUGCUUAAUUGAUCAAUGCCCAACAUUGUAGAGCACUGUUCUAAAUUAAGAAGGGUAUUGGGUAUCAAGAUAACAGGCUGAUCUUCUCAGAUACAAGGGUUGUGAAUGAUAAUGAAAAUGUUAGACAGUAAGCCCACUCUGAGUGAGAGCUUUCCCUCCCCUCCUGUCCAGAUCCCCUUGUCGGCGGUGGAAAUGCCUGGCUCUGCCGACAUCCCCGGUCUAAACGUUCAGUUCGGAGCGCUGGACUUUGGCUCGGAGGCAGCCCUGCCGGACUUUGGCCCUGUGGAGACAUGCGUCAGCGUGGCCUCCAGGGAGUCCACCAGGGCCCCCGCCCCACAGAGCCAGACCAACCUCUACUCCAAACCCCUCAGGUGGGUCACAAUUACCACCACAGGUGUAUUCAGUGAGGUUAAAUGUUGCGAAUAGAAAAGUAACACGUUUACGUGAUUCCUCUUUGUGCCUGUCAGACAAUCCUAUCUGUUCUGCACAACAUUUCUAUGUUAUUCUAUGUCUAGCUAUAUGUAUAUUCUGUUAUGUUGCACUCUCCUGAAAGGACCCCAGGGGUGGCCAACAGAUUGAAGACUAUGCUAGCACACCCCUUGGACUAGAAGUCUAUUUGAAGUCAUUAUACUAUGUACUUGUUCUUAUGGCAUGUUUAUAACUAAAACCUCCUUCUCUGUUUGUCACCAGUGAAUCUAUGGGCAUCCCUCUCUCCGUUCCCCUCCCUCUGUCCUCCUCUGAGCCCAUCUACCACUUCCCGUCGGUGGCCAUGCCCAGCCUCGCCCCCUCCUCUAUGGGUACGGUCAGCUCCUCCACUCCCUCCUCCUCCAUCUCUUCCUCGGUGCCCUCCUCCUCCACAUCUCCCUUCGUCUCACUGGGAAGCGGUUAUGACUGUGGGCCUGUGGCCCCUCACUCACGCCUGGCCUUCUCCCAGAGCAAAGAGGCCCCCGGACCAAUCAUGGUGAGUCAAUGUUUGGGUUAUCUAUCUAACAUUGAAGGCCAUCGGGGUCAUAUUCAUUAGGCACCAAACGGACUGAAACAUGGAGGAACUACCUGAACUUGUCCAAUAAGAAGCGGUUGUUUUUGUUUUCCGUUGCAAAACGUUUUUCUACAUGCUCUAAUGAACAAGACCCUCCCACACAGUGUCCUGGCUUGUGUAAUAGUGAGACGCAUCAGUUGUGUAUGAAAUAAAUAAACAUGAUAAAAUAAUUUCCCACUGUUGGAUAAUAAAGAUAAAUUGACUUGAGUGAAGAAUCCAAACUUGGUCGUUUGCUCGUCUCAACAGAACGGUCUGAACGGUGUGAGGACGUCUGCUAUGGACAGUAAGUAACACAUUUCAUUCAAUCAUUCAUUCAUUCAGUGCUGCUACUUUUGUAGUUAAAUUAUAUGGGAUUGUUUCUCUCUCUCUCGCUCUCUCUCUCUCUCUCUCUCUUUUUCUCUCUCUUUUUCCAGCUUCAUCAGCCUCCUCCACGCCAGAGUCUCCCUCUCCGAGCAUCAGUACCAGCAGUGCUCCUGCCCCCUCUGCCCUCAUGCCCUCCUCCAUACCCCCCCAAAGCUCAGCACUUCCCAGUCUGCCACAUGACAUGCCCUCUGCCAGCCUGGCAACACAGAACAGGUAACACACACACCUACUCGCUCUUGCCUUGACGUCUUUGGAUGUGUGCUUGUAUUGACGUGAGUGAGAGGCAAUUUAUACAUACAGAAUUCAAGUUUGCCGCUAUAGGCUAGAAAUGCAGUAACCUUGAGAUUAAUAAACUUGAUCAUGAAUAUACAGUGGGGAAAAAAAGUAUUUAGUCAGCCACCAAUUGUGCAAGUUCUCCCACUUAAAAAGAUGAGAGAGGCCUGUAAUUUUCAUCAUAUGUACAUGUCAACUAUGACAGACAAAUUGAGGAAAAAAAUCCAGAAAAUCACAUUGUAGGAUUUUUUAUGAAUUUAUUUGCAAAUUAUGGUGGAAAAUAAGUAUUUGGUCACCUACAAACAAGCAAGAUUUCUGGCUCUCACAGACCUGUAACUUCUUCUUUAAGAGGCUCCUCUGUCCUCCACUCGUUACCUGUAUUAAUGGCACCUGUUUGAACUUGUUAUCAGUAUAAAAGACACUUGUCCACAACCUCAAACAGUCACACUCCAAACUCCACUAUGGCCAAGACCAAAGAGCUGUCAAAGGACACCAGAAACAAAAUUGUAGACCUGCACCAGGCUGGGAAGACUGAAUCUGCAAUAGGUAAGCAGCUUGGUUUGAAGAAAUCAACUGUGGGAGCAAUUAUUAGGAAAUGGAAGACAUACAAGACCACUGAUAAUCUCCCUCGAUCUGGGGCUCCACGCAAGAUCUCACCCCGUGGGGUCAAAAUGAUCACAAGAACGGUGAGCAAAAAUCCCAGAACCACACAGGGGGACCUAGUGAAUGACCUGCAGAGAGCUGGGACCAAAGUAACAAAGCCUACCAUCAGUAACACACUACGCCGCAAGGGACACAAAUCCUGCAGUGCCAGACGUGUCCCCCUGCUUAAGCCAGUACAUGUCCAGGCCCGUCUGAAGUUUGCUAGAGUGCAUUUGGAUGAUCCAGAAGAGGAUUGGGAGAAUAUCAUAUGGUCAGAUGAAACCAAAAUAGAACUUUUUGGUAAAAACUCAACUCGUCGUGUUUGGAGGACAAAGAAUGCUGAGUUGCAUCCAAAGAACACCAUACCUACUGUGAAGCAUGGGGGUGGAAACAUCAUGCUUUGGGGCUGUUUUUCUGCAAAGGGACCAGGACGACUGAUCCGUGUAAAGGAAAGAAUGAAUGGGGCCAUGUAUCGUGAGAUUUUUGAGCGAAAACCUCCUUCCAUCAGCAAGGGCAUUGAAGAUGAAACGUGGCUGGGUCUUUCAGCAUGACAAUGAUCCCAAACACACCGCCCGGGCAACGAAGGAGUGGCUUCGUAAGAAGCAUUUCAAGGUCCUGGAGUGGCCUAGCCAGUCUCCAGAUCUCAACCCCAUAGAAAAUCUUUGGAGGGAGUUGAAAGUCCGUGUUGCCCAGCGACAGCCCCAAAACAUCACUGCUCUAGAGGAGAUCUGCAUGGAGGAAUGGGCCAAAAUACCAGCAACAGUGUGUGAAAACCUUGUGAAGACUUACAGAAAACGUUUGACCUGUGUCACUGCCAACAAAGGGUAUAUAACAAAGUAUUGAGAAACUUUUGUUAUUGACCAAAUACUUAUUUUCCACCAUAAUUUGCAAAUAAAUUCAUUAAAAAUCCUACAAUGUGAUUUUCUGGAAUAUUUUUUCUCAUUUUGUCUGUCAUAGUUGACGUGUACCUAUGAUGAAAAUUACAGGCCUCUCAUCUUUUUAAGUGGGAGAACUUGCACAAUUGGUGGCUGACUAAAUACUUUUUUCCCCCCACUGUAUCUAAAGAUAUCUAAAUCAAGAGCAGAAGGCAAAUGGUGUAUAGAUAAAUUAAUGAAUGUCCUUUAUACAGUGCAUUCAAAGUAUUCAGACCCCUUGACUUUUUCCACAUUUUGUUACGUUACAGCCUUAUUCUAAAAAAAAAAAUCCUCAUUAAACUACACAAAAUACCCCGUAAUGACAAAGCAAAAACUGGUUUUUAGAAAUUUUUGCAAAUGUAUAAAACAUUCAAAACUGAUAUAACAUUUACAUAAGUAUUCAGACCUUUUACUCAGUACUUUGUUGAAGCACCUUUGGCAGCGAUUACAGCCUUGAGUCUUGUCGGGUAUGACGCUACAAGCUUGGCACACCUGUAUUUGGGGAGUUUCUCCUAUUCUUCUCUGCAGAUCCUCUCAAGCUCUGUCAGGUUGGAUGGGGAGUUUCGCUGCACAGCUAUUUUCAGGUCUCCAGAGAUGUUUGAUCGGGUUCAUGUCUGGGCUCUGGUUGGGCCACUCAAGGACAUUCAGAGACUUGUCCCAAAGCCACUGCGUGGUCUUGGCUGUGUGCUUAGGGUCGUUGUCCUGUUGGAAGGUGAACCUUCGCCCCAGUCUGAGAUCCAGAGCGCUCUGGAGCAGAUUUUCAUCAAGGAUCUCUCUGUACUUUGCUCCGUUCAUCUUUCCCUCGAUCUGGACUAGUCUCCCAGUCCCUGCCGCUGAAAAACAUCCCCACAGCGUGAUGCUGCCACCACCAUGCUUCACCAUAGGGAUGGUUCCAGGUUUCCUCCAGACAUGACACUUGGCAUUCAGGCCAAAGAGUUCAAUCUUAUUUUUUAUAUUUAUUUAAUAUUUAAAACAUACAAUAUACUUGCAGUGAAGCCGCUCAACAACUACAUCACAUUAGUCAUCUAACAGACUCACAGGAGCAAUAAAAAAUAAAAUAAAAUAAAAAUAUAUAUAAUAGAAUUAUUGUAAAAUUGACUCUGUCCAUGGGGUGUAGGUGGUGGGUAUGGACCGGAAGUGGAGGCCUGGGCGUUGUUGUUCACUAAUUUACUCCAAGUAGGGAAAGGAUGGUGGGGUUGAAAAGUAAUAAAGGGGAGUAUAUAUAUAUAUAUAUAUAUAUAUAUAAAAACAUGGGGGAUUGGAAGUGAUGCAGACAAUUACAUUGAUAGAUUGUAUCUUCUAUCUGCAAUAUUAAGCUGAUCCAUUCCCCCCAUUAAAAAAAAAAAAAAAAAAAAAAAAAACAGACUCACAGAAGCAACCAGGGUCAACGCCCCGCUCAAGGGCACUUCGACAGAUCCUCCCACAAGGUCAAAAACAGGGACCCAAACCAGCGAUCCAUCAGCCACUGGCCCAAGCCACUGGCCCAAGCUCCCAACCGCCAGGCCACCAGCCCUCCAAGAUCCCCCCCCCCACAGUUCCCCAAGAGCUGCCCCUCAUUCAUUCGAGUAAUUGACUGACCCGGUCUCUCCAGAUCUCCCAACGGUACUAUUUCUAGGGUCAAUUUUAGGUCAGUGUUAUGCAUUUUGAGCCAUUCUUGAACCUGAGACCAGAAACAGGCUACCUGAGGGCUAUACCAAAAUAAAUGGUCUCUUGAUUCUGUAUCCUCACAACAAAAUCUGCAGAGCUUCGAUGAUUGUAUGCCCCAAAUAUUCAACAUUUUGUUGGUGGCAAGAAUUCUAUAUAAUAAGUUUAGCUGAAAAGCACGAAGUCUUGAAUCUUGCGUCGUUUUAUAUAUCAACUCAUAUCAAUCAAAUGUAUUGAUAAAGCCCUUUUUACAUCAGCAGAUGUCACAAAGUGCUAUACAGAAACCCAGCCUAAAACCCUACACAGCAAGCAAUGCAGAUGUAGAAGCACGGUGGCUAGGAAAAACUCCCUAGAAAGGCAGAAAUCUAGAGAGGAACCAGGCUCUGAGGGGUGGCCAGUCCCCUUCUGGCUGUGCCGGGUGGAGAUUAUAUUAGUACAUGGCCAUUAAGGGAGACACUGUGGCCCCGUCCGACGGUACCCCCGGACAGGGCCAACCAGGCAGGAUAUAUCCCCACCCACUUUGCCAAAGCACAGCCCCCGCACCACCAGCGGGAUAUCAACAGACCACCAACCUACUACCCUGAGACAAGGCUGAGUAAAGCCCAUGAAGAUCUCCUCCACUGCACGAGCCCGAGGGGGCGACAAACCGGACAGAAAGAUCACGUCAGUGACUCAACCCACUCAAGUGACGCACCCGUCCUAGGGAUGGCAUGGAAAGCACCAGUAAGCCAGUGACUCAGCCCCCGUAAUAUGGUCAGAGGCAGAGAAUCCCAAUGGAGACACGGGAACCGGCCAGACAGAGACAGCAAGGGCGGUUUGUCGCUCCAGUGCCUUUACGUUCACCUGCACACCCCUGGGCCAGACUACACUCAAUCAUAGGACUUACUGAAGAGAUGAGUCUUCAGUAAAGGCUUAAAGAUCGAGACAGAGUCUGCGUCUCUCACAUGGAUAGGCAGACCAUUCCAUAAAAAUUGAGCUCUAUAGGAGAAAGCCCUGCCUCCAGCUGUUUGCUUAGAAAUUCUAGGGACAAUAAGGAGGCCUGCGUCUUGUGACCGUAGCUUACGUGUAGGUAUGUACGGCAGGACCAUAUCGGAGAGAUCGGUAGGAGCAAGCCCAUGUAAUGCUUUGUAGGUUAGCAGUAAAACCUUGAAAUCAGUCCUAGCCUUAACAAAGGGCUAGCACUGGAGUAAUAUGAUCCAAUUUUUUGGUUCUAGUCAAGAUUCUAGCAGCCGUGUUUAGCACUAACUGAAGUUUAUUUAGUGCUUUAUCCGGGUAGCCGGAGAGUAGAGCAUUGCAGUAGUCUAAUCUACACUGCUCAAAAAAAUAAAGGGAACACUAAAAUAACACAUCCUAGAUCUGAAUGAAUGAAAUAAUCUUAUUAAAUACUUUUUUCUUUACAUAGUUGAAUGUGCUGACAACAAAAUCACACAAAAAUUAUCAAUGGAAAUCAAAUUUAUCAACCCAUGGAGGUCUGGAUUUGGAGUCACCCUCAAAAUUUAAGUGGAAAACCACACUACAGGCUGAUCCAACUUUGAUGUAAUGUCCUUAAAACAAGUCAAAAUGAGGCUCAGUAGUGUGUGUGGCCUCCACGUGCCUGUAUGACCUCCCUACAACGCCUGGGCAUGCUCCUGAUGAGGUGGCGGAUGGUCUCCUGAGGGAUCUCCUCCCAGACCUGGACUAAAGCAUCCGCCAACUCCUGGACAGUCUGUGGUGCAACGUGGCGUGGUGGAUGGAGCGAGACAUGAUGUCCCAGAUGUGCUCAAUUGGAUUCAGGUCUGGGGAACGGGCGGGCCAGUCCAUAGCAUCAAUGCCUUCCUCUUGCAGGAACUGCUGACACACUCCAGCCACAUGAGGUCUAGCAUUGUCUUGCAUUAGGAGGAACCCAGGGCCAACCGCACCAGCAUAUGGUCUCACAAGGGGUCUGAGGAUCUCAUCUCGGUACCUAAUGGCAGUCAGGCUAACUCUGGCGAGCACAUGGAGGGCUGUGCGGCCCCCCAAAUAAAUGCCACCCCACACCAUGACUGACCCACCGCCAAACCGGUCAUGCUGGAGGUUGUUGCAGGCAGCAGAACGUUCUCCACGGCGUCUCCAGACUCUGUCACGUCUGUCACAUGUGCUCAGUGUGAACCUGCUUUCAUCUGUGAAGAGCACAGGGCGCCAGUGGCGAAUUUGCCAAUCUUGGUGUUCUCUGGCAAAUGCCAAACGUCCUGCACGGUGUUGGGCUGUAAGCACAACCCCCACCUGUGGACGUCGGGCCCUCAUACCACCCUCAUGGAGUCUGUUUCUGACCGUUUGAGCAGACACAUGCACAUUUGUGGCCUGCUGGAGGUCAUUUUGCAGGGCUCUGGCAGUGCUCCUCCUUGCACAAAGGCGGAGGUAGCUUUCCUGCUGCUGGGUUGUUGCCCUCCUACGGCCUCCUCCACGUCUCCUGAUGUACUGGCCUGUCUCCUGGUAGCGCCUCCAUGCUCUGGACACUACGCUGACAGACACAGCAAACCUUCUUGCCACAGCUCGCAUUGAUGUGCCAUCCUGGAUGAGCUGCACUACCUGAGCCACUUGUGUGGGUUGUAGACUCCAUCUCAUGCUACCACUAGAGUGAAAGCACCACCAGCAUUCAAAAGUGACCAAAACAUCAGCAAGGAAGCAUUGGAACUGAGAAGUGGUCUGUGGUCACCACCUGCAAAACCAGUCCUUUAUUGGGGGGUGUCUUGCUAAUUGCCUAUAAUUUCCACCUGUUGUCUAUUCCAUUUGCACAACAGCAUGUGAAAUUUAUUGUCAAUCAGUGUUGCUUCCUAAGUGGACAGUUUGAUUUCACAGAAGUGUGAUUGACUUGGAGUUACAUUGUGUUGUUUAAGUGUUCCCUUUAUUUUUUUGAGCAGUGUAGAAGAGACAAAAGCAUGGAUUCGCUUUUCUGCAUCAUUUUUGGACAAAAACUUUUGCGAUGUUACGAAGAUGGUAUCCCUGUACCAUGGUACCAUGGAAUCGGUACAUCAAAAAUCUCUUCCGAACUAUUUUGCAAUCUGUAUGGCACAGCUGUCAACAUCCUGGUCCUCAAAUGAAACUGGUAUACUUUCCUAUUUAUGCUAUUUUUAUUCCUGUCUUGAUCCUUUAUAUUGGGCAGACAGACCAGUUCCCUACCUCCUCCCACCGCCACCUGCCUCCUCCAUUUUUGGGGUAAUGCUGUAAUCAAUUGGUUGUAAUCUUGGAUUGAGCAGACCUUCCCAUACAAUUCUGAUAACUCCAUGAAAGACACAACUCUACCAUUCAAAUGUACAAUAUAAUUUAAAAACAAAAAUCUUUCCCAUAAAUACAGGUCUUUUAUCAACCAGCACAUUUGAGUUCAGCCAUAAUAUUUGUUGUAAUAUUUGUUAUAUCUUUUCAUGGGGAGGACAUUGUAGCCAGCUCUGCAAUGUUUGUUUGAAAAAGAGAUACUUUGAAAAAAAUAUCAUUUUCAAUUAAUCGAAAAUGAGACAUGGCAAUCUGCAAAAAGGCCAUUUUAAAAACAAUGGAUGAGCUUUUCUUUGUAAUCUACUUGAGAACCAUUUAGGGUUCAAGUAAAACUUUUGAAUAAGUAAUGCUUUUAGAGAGAGGUUUAGUGCUUUUAUAUAUAAUAAUCUCAACCCACCCAAUUCAUAUUCAUUAUAUAGAUAGGCACGCUUUAUCUUGUCUGGUUUAGCAUUCCAGAUAAAGCAAAAUAUUUUCUGCUCAUAUGAUUUGAAAAACGAAUCAUCAGGAGUAGGCAGUGCCAUAAGUGAGUAAACUGAGAUAUGUUUCUCAUGGUCUGAGAGUCCUUUAGGUGCCUUUUGGCAAACUCCAAGCGGGCCGUAAUGUGCCUUUUUACUGAGGAGUGGCUUCCGUCUGGCAACUCUACCAUAAAGGCCUGAUUGGUGGAGUGCUGCAGAGAUAGUUAUCCUUCUGGAAGGUUUUCCCAUCUCCACAGAAUAACUCUAGAGCUUUGUCAGAGUGACCAUUGCGUUCUUGGUCACCUCCCUGACCAAGGCUCUUCUCCCCGAUUGCUCAGUUUGGCCGGGCAGCCAGCUCUAGGAAGAGUCUUGGUGGUUCCAAACUUAUUCCAUUUAAGAAUGAUGGAGACCACUGUGUUCUUGGGGACCUUCAAUGUUGCAGACAUUGUUUGGUACCCUUCCCCAGAACUGUGCCUCCACACAAUCCUGUCUCGGAGCUCUACGGACAAUUCCUUCGACCGCAUGGCUUGCUUUUUGCUCUGACAUGCACUGUCAAAUGUGGGACCUUUUAUAUAGACAGGUGUGUGCCUUUCCAAAUUAUGCCCAAUCGAUUGAAUUUACCACAGGUGGACUCCUAUCAAGUUGUAGAAACAACUCAAGGUUGAUCAAUGGAAACAGGAUUCACCUAAGCUCAAUUUCGAGUCUCAUAGCAAAGGGUCUGAAUACUUUAAAUACAUUUGCAACAUUUUGUCUUUAUGGAGGAUUGUGUGUAGAUUGAGAUAAAAAAAAAAAAAUCAAUUUUAGAGUAAGGCUGUAACAUAACAAAAUGUGGAAAAAGUCAAGGGGUCUGAAUACUUUCCGAAUGCACUGUAUCGAUUUCUCUCUCUACAUUUUAGCCAUGGCAGCAGUAGUCAUUCCUCAGCACUUGGCUCCAGCUCUCUCACUGUGAGUAUGGCUUAACACACACUUGCACGCACGCACUUUUAUUUUAGUUGUCUAUGCCGAGUACAACCUCCUUGUUAACACUCUCUCUAUCCCCCUCUGUGUAGUACACCAGUGUGGAGAGUAGUGUGAGCUCUCUGGCGCCCUCGUCUGGCGCCUACUCAUCUGGUCAUGCCAUGGCCCAGUCGCUCCACCAGGCCCCGGCCCAGUCGCUCCACCAGGCCCCGGCACAGUCGCUCCACCAGGCCCCCGCCCAGUCGCUGCACCAGGUCAACAGCAGCAUGGCUCACAUCAUGGGCACCAUGAGCCACAUGAACAGUAUGGUCAGUAGCAUGGGUGGCACCAGCGGGCUACACGCCAACCAAGCACUGGGGCUCAGCGCCAACGGAACCACAGCCCAAUCGAACCUCUGCUCGGCCCCCAGGACCGCACCGCUGCUCUCCUCCUCAACUGGUACACACAAAUAUAAUCAUACGUACACACAGUUAACCAGAAACAUAAAGCAUACAAGUGAAACUGUAGUUGUCUAGAUAGCAGGUGUGUCCUUGUGUUAUCCAGGUAAAGCUCCUCCUAACCUGUCCCAGGGAGGGCCCCCACUACUGCCCAACCAGUACAUCAUGGGCCCAGGAGGCCUGCUGCCUGCCUACCCGGUAAUGAGUGUGUGUGUGUGUGUGUGUGCGUGCGCGUUAGUGUUGCACGGUAUACCGAAACUUCUGUACUUUAUUGAUACUAGAACAUGAAAAACGGUUCGGUACUAGAUUAUUUUCAACUUUUGGUACUUGCGAAUGAGCCACUUUUGAGAAGCAAGCGAGAGGAGAGAGAAAAUGCAGACAGCAUGUCUUCUAAUGAAAACAUCAUACCUCCACACCCGUAACUUCUUGACAAAACUGGCUCCAGAACGAACUAUGGAAAUGCUUAGAGCAUAUGAUGGCCAGUAUUCAAAAGGUGUUACAAAGCAGUGCAGUGCAAGAGAGGUUUAGUUGCAAAACGACAAACUAUUUUACACGACAUUUGCAUUGUAACGUUAUUCUACAAGCAACUAAAUUCCAAUAAUUUUAGUGACAAUGACAUCAAUAAAUAUUUAGCAUGACAUUAUAAUGUAAUUACAACCCAAAAGUAAUGUGAAAUGCACUCAUAACUUAGCUAUGAUAGCAAUAUAUUUAGACUACUUCACAUUUGUCUGGGCUUGCUAGCAGUAGCCACUAGCCAGCCAGCAGCCCUGGCUGUGGACCAUAUGGCUGUGGACCAUAUUUGAGCUGUUCUUGCCAUAAUAUGGACUUGGUCUUUUACCAAAUAGGGCUAUCUUCUGUAUACCCCCCCUACCUUGUCACAACACAACUGAUUGGCUCAAACACAUUAAGAAGGAAAGAAAUUCCACAUAUUAACUUUUGAGAAGGCACACCUGUUAAUUGAAAUGCAUUCCAGGUGACUACCUCAUGAAGCUGGUUGAGAGAAUGCCAAGAGUGUGCAAAGCUGUCAUCAAGGCAAAGGGUGGCUAUUUUGAAGAAUCUCAAAUAUAAAAUAUAUUUUGAUUUAACACUUUUUUUGGUUAUUACAUGAUUCCAUAUGUGUUAUUUCAUAGUUUUGGUGUCUUCACUAUUAUUCUACAAUGUAGAAAAUAGUCAAAAUAAAGAAAAACCCUGGAAUUAGUAGGUGUGUCCAAACUUUUGACUGGGGGUGUGUGUGUGUGUAUAUACAGUGGGGAGAACAAGUAUUUGAUACACUGCCGAUUUUGCAGGUUUUCCUACUUACAAAGCAUGUAGAGGUCUGUAAUUUUUAUCAUAGGUACACUUCAACUGUGAGAGACGGAAUCAAAAAAAAAAAUCCAGAAAAUCACAUUGUAUGAUUUUUAAGUACCGUAUUUUCCGCACUAUAAGGCGCACUGGAGUAUAAGCCGUAGCAGCUAAAUUUAAUGAUGUGUACAUAUAUAAGCCGCACCGGAGUAUAAGCCGCAGCAGCUAAAUUGAAUGAUGUGUACAUAUAUAAGCCGCACCGGAGUAUAAGCCGCAGCAGCUAAAUUGAAUGAUGUGUACAUAUAUAAGCCGCACUGGACUAUAAGCCGCAGGUGUUUUAAUGUUUAAUUACCAUAUGUAAGGGUUCGUGCACAGAGGGGAUUGUCGGGAAAGAGAUGGCUGCUUGAGGAAGCUCCCAUUUAUUAACAUUUCAACAAACAAGUUGCAUAUUUGCAUAACGUAUUCAAGUGUUACCAUUUAGUGCAAUAGUAGCUACCAGGGGCGGUGUGUUCAAUAGGGCGAUAUGGGCGACGCACUGCCAAACGGGAAAAGGAAGGGAUUUUUUUUCUAAUCAAUUAUAUCACGGCAACAGUAGUUAUCAGUGUUGUAAUCUAGACGUCUGAUCUGCCACAGUGCCACACUGCCACUAAAUGUCCAAUCAGGCUAAAGUCGUGCUUCAAAUGGCCCCCCCCCCCCUUUUGGGGCGAUUUCAGUCAGGUUGAAAAUCGCCCAGAAGUCUGUCAUAGACUCCCAUGUAAAAUCUAUUUUUUUCAAAUUUCAGAGCUUUCAAUACAAUCUCUAUGGGUUUCUGAGGGCUUGCACUUACGCGCUUUCGUCAUACGUAACGUAACCAUGAACGUAACUAAGAAAAGAGCGGGUAGCAGCAUCAAUCAAUUCACGUACUACUAUCAAGAUGGCUAUAGCGUUCAGUGCAACUCGAUUGUCUCUUUGAAAGAAGUUCACAUCAAAGAGACAACCACAAAGUGCAGGAGCGCUUUUUUGAGUUCCUUCCCAUCUCGGAAUCAACCUCAGUCUCAAUCGCCAGUGUGCUUUUGGAGAGACUGAACGUUUUUUUUGCCGACGACGUGAAAGUCAAACUCAUUGCGCAAGCUUACGAUGGAGCCAGUGUGAUGAGGCGAGAGAAGGCAAAAGGUGCGUGAGCAUUUCAAGAAAGGCCAUUACGUGCAUUGCUAUGCGCAUCAGCUGAAUUUGAUCAUGCAGCAAGCUAAAAAGUAACUAGUAAACUAGUCCUCAGCAUGCCUGAUUUCAAUGAGAAAGUCAUUGACCGCUUUGCUGCAUUGAAAGAGAGAAGAGAACAGUUUCAGUACAAGUAAUGUAGCCUCUCUCUCUCUUUGUCCCUCCCUGUCUGUCUCUUUAACACACACACGCCCAAAUCAGUUCACAGUUGAUGUUGUUUAAAAUAGUUAUUUUUCAUUUUAAAAAAAGUAAACAAUUUUUUUUACAAAUCUAUACAAUUGUCCAGAAUAUGGUUGUUCAUAUUUACAAAGCCAUACAGAUAGCUGUGUUUACCUUUUCUAGAAAUUAUUUUCAAAUUCUGUUUUCAGGCAAAAUGUCUAUCACUGUUCAUUUUCACAAAUCUAUACAAGAGGGCAGAAUAUGGAAGUCUAUAAAAAUUUCUUAUUACCAAUAACUUGCAUCAAUGUUUUCAGUAGCCUCUAUCAAAAGCUCCUGCUUGCUCAGGUGCACAUAUUUCCAAUUCAACCAUGAGGCCUUUUUGAAGCAAGUAAUGUGUAUAUCAGUAUUGACUUAUAUGCUGCCCCUGUCUUCAUGUUGUUGCUGGACAUAUCUUUUUUAAAAUGUGUGUAGGUCACCUAAAUCAUCAGAAAAAUUGCCCCCCCCCCCGAGAAUUUUUUCAGGAGCCGCCACUGGUAGCUACAGAACAUAUACUGUGCUGUGUAAACUACUGUAUCACAUAGCGUUUCAGACACACAAACUUUUCAACUUUCAAACUUAAACGGUGCGCUCCCAGCGCACAUACCGGCAGUGAUCUACAGCAGUGGUUUUCAACCAGUGGUCCUUGAGGGAGUGCUAGGGGUUCCCCAGCAAAAUUAGUUAAUAGCGUCACAAUCAUUUAACCACUUAACUUUGGUUAUUUUUGAAAAACCUUGAAAAAGUGUGCACAUCUUUGAAUAUUUAUCUACAUUAAAGUGCAAAAUAAAGUGCCUGUAACACGACAGUAAGCGCGUAAGCCUAAAGUUGCAGCAACACGGCUGCUUAAAAUAUACGGUAAUCAGCCUACCAGAAAAGUCAUUAAUCCUCGUCUUCAUCUUUUAGGCUAAGGUGCAGUACACGGCUGUAACCAGAAAAGUCAAGUCAUUAAUCCUCAUCUCCGUCUUCUUCCUGCGUACUAAAACCACCAAAGUCCUCAUCUUCAGUGUCGGAAACGAACAGGCUCAGGGUGGCUUCGUCAGCCACUCUCCUCUCUCCUUCGUUGUCGCUCUCAAAACCAACGAACUCCUCUUCGUCACUGUCGGAAUCGAACAGCCUCUGAAGGGCCUCAGCUGUGGCGGCGUCCUCCUCUUCAUCACGCAGCAGUCCAGCCUUUCGGAACCCGUUAAUGAUCGUGGAUGUUUUGACACUCCUCCACGCUAUCAGGAUCCACUCGCAAACUUGAGCGAAAGUUGCUUUUCGCAUGCGACCAGUUUUGGUGAAUGAUUUAUCGCCGCUAGUCAUCCACGCCUCCCAUUGAACGUGUAGUGCCACUUUGAACGCACGAUUGACACUGAUGUCGAGUGGCUGCAGAUGCUUCGUUGUGCCCCCAGGAAUCACAGCUGGAAUCUAGUUUGUGCUCUUGAUGGCUGCUUUCACAUAAUCCGUUAUAUGGGCCCUCAUGCUGUCCAAAACGAGCAAAGCUUUUUUUUGGCGAAAGAAUCCUCCAGGGCGCUUGACGUAGCACUCAUUCAGCCACUCAUUCAUUACGCUUUCCAUCAUCCACCCUUUCUUGUUGACUUUAAAGGAGAUGCCGUUCAGGAUCUUUUCUUUUGGCAUUGUAAUCCGCUUAAAAAUCACCAUUGGCGGAAGCUUUAAUCCAGAUGCUGUGCAGCCAAGAACACAAGUGAAAUUCGUUCUCUCAUGGCCAGUGGUUCUCAACGUGAUGGACGAUUCACCUUUCUUGUUAACAGUCCUAGUGAGAGGCAGGUCAAACGUCAAAGGCACUUCAUCCAUAUUUAUGAUCUGGUCCGGUCCGAUGGAAUAUUCCUCUAUCUUUCUUUGUGUGAAUUCGCCGAAGUUUGUUAUUUUUUCCUGGUAGUCGGGAGGGAGUUGCUGACACACAGUCGUCCGCGCCCUGAUGGACAGUCCCUUUCGUCUCAUAAAUCUGAAACACCAGGAUGGUCCACCUCUAAAAUUUUCAAUUUUCAUUUCGGUGGCGACUGUUUCAGCUUUCAGUCGGAUCUGCACGGUGGAAACACCUCGGCCGUCUGCUCUCUGUGUGUUCACCCAAUCUUCAAGAAAGUCUUCAAGUUCGGGCCAUCUGCUUUUAUUACCUCUGAAAGCUUUUUUUGACUUUUUGCAUUGAGACAGUUCUUCCCGCUGGCGUCUCCAACGUCUCACCAUUGACUCAUUGAUGCCAAGGCUACGUGCUGCAGCUCUAUUUCCUUCUUUUACAGCCAGAUUGACUGCCUUUAACUUAAAAGCUGCAUCAUAUGUAUUUCUACGUUUGUUUUCCAUAAUGAGGGUUUGUGCAUGAAAACUUCCUUUGCACAAACUGUCUCGCUCUCAUAAUGUCGGUCUUGCUCUCGUUCUGUCUCUCGUACCACUCUCGGUUCCACUUUUACUUUUGCGCGCUACCUGUCUCACUCUUUUCCGGCCUCCAGCUUUUCCUGCUGGAGCCCGCCGCUUAAAGGUGGGGGGCGUAGACCGGUCAUAGAGCCCAUAGAGUUAAAGUUGGUGGACUGUAACCUGUAAAAUCCAUAGAUUUAGGAGGUCUUCUAGUGGCCGUUAGCUGUAAAAAAUCCAUAGAUUAGCCGCACCGUUAUAUAAGCCGCAGGGUCGAAAAAUUGGAAAAAAGGCGCGGCUUAUAGUCAGAAAAUUACGGUAAUUAAUUUGCAUUUUAUUGCAUGACAUAAGUAUUUGAUCACCUACCAACCAGUAAGAAUUCCAGCUCUCACAGACCUGUUAGUUUUUCUUUAAGAAGCCCUCCUGUUCUCCACUCAUUACCUGUAUUAACUGCACCUGUUUGAACUCGUUACCUGUAUAAAAGACACACAAUCAAUCCACACACUCAAUCAAACAGACUCCAACCUCUCCACAAUGGCCAAGACCAGAGAGCUGUAUAAGGACAUCAGGGAUAAAAUUGUAGACCUGCACAAGGCUGGGAUGGGCUACAGGACAAUAGGCAAGCAGCUUGGUGAGAAGGCAACAACUGUUUGCGCAAUUAUUAGAAAAUGGAAGAAGUUCAAGAUGACGGUCAAUCACCCUCGGUCUGGGGCUCCAUGCAAGAUCUCACCUCGUGGGGCAUCAAUGAUCAUGAGGAAGGUGAGGGAUCAGCCCAAAACUACACGGCAGGACCUGGUCAAUGACCUGAAGAGAGCUGGGACCACAGUCUCAAAGAAAACCAUUAGUAACACACUACGCCGUCAUGGAUUAAAAUCCUGCAGCGCACGCAAGGUCCCCCUGCUCAAGCCAGCGCAUGUCCAGGCUCGUCUGAAGUUUGCCAAUGACCAUCUGGAUGAUCCAGAGGAGGAAUGGGAGAAGGUCAUGUGGUCUGAUGAGACAAAAAUAGAGCUUUUUGGUCUAAACUCCACUCGCCGUGUUUGGAGGAAGAAGAAGGAUGAGUACAACCCCAAGAACACCAUCCCAACCGUGAAGAAUGGAGGUGGAAACAUCAUUCUUUGGGGAUGCUUUUCUGGAAAGGGGACAGGACGACUGCACCGUAUUGAGGGGAGGAUGGAUGGGGCCAUGUAUCGCGAGAUCUUGGCCAACAACCUCCUUCCCUCAGUAAGAGCAUUGAAGAUGGGUUGUGGCUGGGUCUUCCAGCAUGACAACAACCCGAAACACACAGCCAGGGCAACUAAGGAGUGGCUCCGUAAGAAGCAUCUCAAGGUCCUGGAGUGGCCUAGCCAGUCUCCAGACCUGAACCCAAUAGAAAAUCUUUGGAGGGAGCUGAAAGUCCGUAUUGCCCAGCGACAGCCCCGAAACCUGAAGGAUCUGGAGAAGGUCUGUAUGGAGGAGUGGGCCAAAAUCCCUGCUGCAGUGUGUGCAAACCUGGUCAAGACCUACAGGAAACGUAUGAUCUCUGUAAUUGCAAACAAAGGUUUCUGUACCAAAUAUUAAGUUCUGCUUUUCUGAUGUAUCAAAUACUUAUGUCAUGCAAUAAAAUGCAAAUUAAUUACUUAAUAACGUAACAAAAUGUUGGAAAAGCAAAGGGGUCUGAAUACUUUCCGAAUGCAGUGUACGUCUAGCUGUUUUUUCUAUGCAUCGGCAGGUUUGAAUUUCAGCCUCGGUUAAACUCAAGGGGGAGGUGUGUGUGUCUGUUAACAGCUGGUGCGCAAUCUCUAAUAUUAAGGAAGUCUCGGUUCUGCUCGCCUAAGUAAGAAUACCUCAUGAUUAAGCAUAGACUAUACUAUUUACUAAUAUAUUGUUCAUUGCUGUCUAUUUACCACCACCAACUGAUGCUGGUACUAAGACCGCACUCAACGAGCUGUAUAGGGCCAUAAGCAAACAAGAAAAUGCUCAUCCAGAGGCAUCGCUCCUAGUGGCCGUUGAUUUUAAUGCAGGAAACUGAAAUCAGUUUUACCUCAUUUCUACCAGCAAUGUCACCUGUGCAACUAAAGGAGACAACUCUAGAUCACCUUUACUCCACACACAGAAAUGCAUACAAAGCUCUUCAUUUGGCAAAUCUUACGACAACUCUAUCCUCCUGAUUCCUGCAAGCAAAAACUCGAAUGACACGCUCAAUGCGGAAGUGGUCCGAUGAAGCGGAUGCUAAGCUACAUGACUGUUUCGUUAGUACAGACUAGAAUAUGUUCUGGGAUUCAUCCGGAAUUCAUCCAGUUUACCACAUCAGUCACCGGCUUCAUUAAUAAGUACAUUGACGACGUCAUCCCCACAGUGACCGUACGUACGUACAUAUCCCAACCAGAAGGCAUGGAUUACAGGAAACAUCCGCACUGAGCUAAAGGCUAGAGCUGCCACUUUCAAGGAGUGGGACACUAAUCCGGACACUUAUAAGAAAUCCUGCUACGUCCUCCGAGCCAUAAACAGGCAAAGCCUCAAUACAGGACUAAGAUCGAAUCCUACUACGCCGGCUCUUACGCUCGUCAGAUGUGGCAGGGCUUGCAAACUAUCACGGAUUACAAAGGGAAACCGAGCUGCCCAGUGACGCAAGCCUACCAGACAAGCUAAAUGCCUUCUAUGAUCGCUUCGAGGCAAACACUGAAUCAUGCAUGAGAGCACCAGCUGUUCUGGACGACUGUGUGAUCGCACUCUCUGUAGCCGAUGUGAGUAAAACCUUUUAAACAGGUUAACUCUCAUUUAAGACUGCUUUCUGGAGUCUCUUUGCAUUUCCAAUGUCUCCAUCACGUGAUUCUCUGCCGCAGGGCCAGACGGAUUACCAGGGCGCAUACUUGGAGCAAUUCUGAUAUCGUGACAACACUAGUGUGCGUGCGUGCAUUUGUGUGCAACUGUCUCUCCUGUCCCAUCAACUACUUUCAAAGCCUCUAUCUUUUAUCUGGAUUUAUGAUUUCUCCAAUUGACUGUACUUGCCCUGUGUAUUCCACAGCAGAUCUAUGGCUAUGAGGACCUCCACAUGCUACAGUCCAGACUGCCUAUGGUGAGUCUCAACCCUUUACCCUUCACUAAUCAAUGGGAGUGUUUGUGAAAAGACACAACAGGCAGUAGAAAGCAGUAGGAUGUCCUUUCUGAUUCUGUCUCUCUGUGUAAAGCCCUCUUUGCAGGAUUAUUACGGAAUCACAUUCCCUGGCCCCACAGCACUCUCUGGCAGAGAUGGGAACCUCGCCAAUAACCCCUACUCAGGUAAGCAACUCUGUCAGUGCUACUGUCAAACCCUGUUGGUCAACUUAUUGGAAUCAGCCUAUUGAAAUGUUCCAGAGAAACAAGGUCCUGAAUUUUUUUUUUCGUUUUAAAAUAAUUCCAAGACUAAUAGCGGCCGGUGCAAUCACAGACCCCUAGCGGACACCUCCAUGUCUCCCGCUUACGCCAACUUCUGCCCCCCCCCCCCCCUUCUGCAGGUGAAGUCACAAAGUUUGGCAGGGGUGACUCCACCUCCCCUGCACCCCCCAGCAGCUUGUCAGCCCAACAGCAGCCCCAACAAGGCCAGCCCCAGGCCCAGACUCAACCCCCCCAGCCUCAAGGCCAGCCCCAGCCUCAGGGCCACCACAGCAGCCAGCAGCAGCAGGCCUUCCUCCCGCCGGGCUACAGCUACACGGGCCUGCCCUACUAUCCCGGGAUGCCUGGUGCUGCCUUCCAGUACGGCCACACCAUGUUCAUGCCCCAGGGACAAGGGCCAGCCAAGCAGCAUGGUGUGGGUCUGGGCAACCCCUCAGCAAGCCCCUUCCAGCAGCAGCCCAGCGGCUACGGCCAGCACACUUUCAGCUCAGGUCGGUUACAGUGAGGGAGCGAGCGAGACGCACACAAACACCAACAAUCUAGUCGACCUCUGAGGAAAGGACAGAGUUGAUGUCAGUAUGUUGUUGUGGUGUUCUCAGGGUAUGAGGACCUGACCCAGGGCCAAGCAGGAGUGGACUACAGCAAAGGCUACAGCAACUCCUCCCAGAGCCAGGCCAAAUCUGCUGCUACAGGUGCUGGUAAAGGUACAUCACCCACCCAUCACUUCACUGUCAUGUUACCUACCAUCUGUCCCCCUAUUGUUACCAUGCUUGAACUAUUUUAUCUCUUGAAUUGUCCACGUUUCUGUCUUCUUUUUAAUUAUUGAAAAAGAUAACAGGUUCUCAACUAAUUUGCCUGGUUAAAUGAAGGUUAAAUAAAUACAUAAUAUUGUCAGUAACUUGUCAUUUCAAUAACAUCUGAUACAUUAUCUUUAAAGUAUAGCGUCAUAAGCUGUCCUGGCAUGAUUUAAGAGGCAUUAUAAACUAGGUGGUUUGAGCCCUGAUUGGUUGAAAGCUGUGGUAUAUCAGUCCGUGUACCACGGGUAUGACCCAAAAAAUUGUUUUACUGUUCUAAUUAAGUUGGUAACCAGCUUAUAAUAGCAAAAAGGCACAUGGGGGGGGGGGGCUGUAUCAUGCAUAAGAAGAGCACUUAGCCAUGGUAUAUUGGUCAUAUACCACACCCCCUCAGGCCUUAUUGCUUAAUUAAGUAAUUAAUUUGACUGUGAUAUGAAUGUUUGUUUUCAACUACAGUAUUGUAUAUUUUGUCGUACGCUAGGCGGCAUCUCUGUGACAUCAGGCAACACCGGGAUCCCAGAAAUCAGUGGCAGUGUUUACAACAAGACCCAGGUGAGAUCUUCGAUGUAGCCAUGUUUGUAUUUCUAAUUUUGUUUAGUUCAUUACGAUACCCGUUAGUCCACCAGAUCUUAUUUUCCUAGGAUCAUACACCAACACAUAAUAAUCUCUUGUCAAUUAGGAUUUAAAUUCAAGUCCUUGCCAGAGCUUAACAGUGAUGGUAUUUGUUUCUCCAUGGUUGUUUUCCACCAGAGAAACCUAAUCGCUGAACCUGACUUUGCUCUCCUUCUGUCUCUCUCCAGUCCUUUGAUAAGCAAGGUUUCCAUGCGGGGACUCCCCCUCCCUUCAACCUGCCCUCAGCUCUGGGGGGUCCUGGAGGGGCCCCGGGGGGCUAUGCUCCUGCCCCCUUCCUCCACAUCCUGCAGCCUGCCCACCAGCAACCCCACUCCCAGAUGCUGCACCAUCACCUGGCUCAGGACGGACAGGUAACACACACACUCCUCUCAAACACUCACCUGCCUGUAGUGUACAAGGUAGUGUAUAAACUUACUUUAACAUGCCACACAACGGCACUGGUUAGAUCAGGGGUGGACAAUCCUACUGUGCUGGUGCGGUUGCAGGCCUGCACCCACACAAGCCAUCACAUAGCCCACCUCUGGUUUAUAUUCCCAUUACGUCUUUGUUGUGUAUCAGUGUGGUACUUUACUGGUCUCCUCCGUAUGCAGGGCGGUCCUAGCCAGCGAGGCCAGUCUAGCAGCAUGCAGCAGAAGAGCCAGGUGAACAAGUCCAGCUACGGCAGCUCCCCAUACUGGGGCAACUGA
Molecule: messenger RNA, 29771 nt
Organism: Coregonus sp. 'balchen'
Lineage: Eukaryota; Metazoa; Chordata; Actinopteri; Salmoniformes; Salmonidae
Source: the annotation of a GenBank genome assembly